AUGGCAAACCAAACAGCUGCGAGUGGCAAGUCGCCAUUCGACAGCUACCAGACGUCUCUCACGACGCGGUACUGCAGCCCCGCCAUGUCCAAGCUUUUCAGCCAGCGAUCUCGGCACUCGACCUGGCGCAAGCUGUGGCUCGGCCUCGCAGAGAGCGAGAAGGAGCUUGGCAUCGAUACCGUUACCAAUGAGGCCCUGGAGCAGAUGAAGGCUCAUCUUGAGGUUACGGAUGAGGACUUUGAGGUUGCGCGUGUGGAGGAGAAGCGUCGGAGACAUGAUGUCAUGGCCCAUGUCCACGCUUUCGGCAAUGUUGCCCCUGCCGCAGCCGGCGUCAUCCACUACGGCGCAACGAGUUGCUUCGUAACCGACAACACGGAACUGAUCCUCAUGCGUGACGCUCUCCAACUCCUAGCCAAGAAGCUCGCCAAAGUCAUUUCCAAUCUCUCCUCCUUCGCCCUCAAAUGGAAAUCCGAGCCCACCCUCGCCUACACUCACCUCCAAGCCGCACAACUCAUCACCGUCGGCAAGCGAGCCGCCCAGUGGGCACAGGACCUGAUGCUCGACCUCCACAGCAUCGAGCAGGUCAUCAGCGAGCUCAAGUUCCGCGGCGCCCAGGGAACCACCGGCACGCAGGCGUCCUUCCUCGAGAUCUUCCAGGGCGACUCUGCCAAGUGCGACAAGCUGAACGACCUGCUGUGCGGCAAGUUUGGCUUCCCGGGGUGCUAUGACGUGUCUACGCAGACGUACACGCGCAAGGUGGACCUGAUUAUUGCGAAUGCCGUCGCGGGGAUUGGAUCGUCGGCGCAGAAGAUUACGGGUGAUAUUCGCCAUCUGGCGCACUGGAAGGAGAUUGAGGAGCCGUUUGACAGCUCGCAGAUUGGAUCGUCUGCCAUGGCUUAUAAGCGAAACCCAAUGCGUUCCGAGCGCGUCUACUCACUCUCCCGAGAACUUCUCAGCAAACCCAGCUCUUUCCAGGCCACACACGCCGAUCAAUGGAUGGAACGCACGCUCGACGACUCUGCCGUCCGCCGCAUCGACAUCCCAGAAACGAUGCUCCUCGCCGACGCCAUCCUGAUUGGUCUCGACAACAUCACCGACGGCCUGGUCGUGUACCCCAAGCGCAUCGCAGCACACGUCCAGUCCGAGCUGCCCUUCAUGGUCACCGAGACCAUCAUCAUGCGGCUAGUCGCGCACGGAGAGUCGCGACAGGAGGCGCACGAGCAGAUCCGCGUUCUGUCCCACGAGGCGGGGAGCGUGGUGAAGAACGAGGGCAAGCCGAAUGAUUUGGUGGAGCGCAUUCGAAACAAUGACUUUUUCAAGCCUAUCUGGGGGGAUCUGGAUGGCAUGCUCAAGGCUGAGCUGUAUACUGGUCGUAGUGCGGAGAUUGUGGACAAGUACUGCGGUCCUGGGGGGCCGGUUGAGAAGGCGAUGGCGCCGUAUGCGGAUUACAUUAAGGGUGUUGCGACUGCUGAGCUUGAUGUUUAG
Messenger RNA from Pochonia chlamydosporia 170, 1485 nucleotides. RefSeq names its product adenylosuccinate lyase. The record is from RefSeq and is a predicted model, not a curated record. The transcript is spliced from 10 exons. Lineage: Eukaryota; Fungi; Ascomycota; Sordariomycetes; Hypocreales; Clavicipitaceae. The coding region runs from base 1 to 1485 and encodes 494 amino acids. Gene Ontology annotation, molecular function: (S)-2-(5-amino-1-(5-phospho-D-ribosyl)imidazole-4-carboxamido) succinate lyase (fumarate-forming) activity; N6-(1,2-dicarboxyethyl)AMP AMP-lyase (fumarate-forming) activity. Gene Ontology annotation, biological process: 'de novo' AMP biosynthetic process. Gene Ontology annotation, cellular component: cytosol.